CUUACCUUUGAAUGGACAUAGCAUCUGAUACCACAAGACGACGCCGUCUUACUCCAUCAGAUAAGAACAAUGUCACUCGCCGUGAGGUCAGUUCAAGAUACAGAUCACCAACACCAACCAAAACCUCCCGAUGCCCUUCUCCAAGCGUCACAAGACCAACACUCUCUUCAACCUCUCAAUCCAUAUCUGCUAAAAGAUCCAUCUCUGCUGACAGGAACCGUCCUUCAACACCUCCCUCUAUAGACUCACCACUAGCUUCAUCUAGGAGACUAUCUACAGGUCGUUUGCCUGAAAACUUAUGGCCUUCCACUAUGAGAAGCCUCACCUCGUCAGACUCUGUCUCUGUCCUUGUUAGUAAGAAGGAGAGAAGUGUUAGAAGCUCUUCUGCGGAUCGAACUUUGAGACCUUCUUCAAAUAUAGCUCACAAGCAGAAAGCUGAAACAAACUCUCUAUCAAGAAAACCAACACCAGAGAGGAAGAUAAGUCCAUUGAAAGUAAAGAAUAAUGCAUCUGAUCUUACAGAGAAUUCGAAACCUGGAGAUGGUGCUCAUAGUAAGUUAAUAGAACAGCAUAGAUGGCCUAGUAGAAUUGGUGGUAAGAUGGUUUCAAAUCUUUUAAACAGAAGCUUAGAUCUUGGUGACAAGACUCUUAGGAGAAUGUCAUUACCUUUGUCAAGCAGUUUAAAACCGUUGCAUAAAACUUGUGUUUUGUUGUCUCCAACAAAGUCGGCAGAUAAUAACAGACUUUUGUCUGCAAGUUCUAUGGAUAGAGCAACCUUAACAACUGCUGUAGCUAGGCUGCAUCCAGGAUCUCGCCCUGCUUCUAGAGGAGGGAGUCCUUCACGUGUCACUUGUUCCUCUUCUUUUGCUAGACCAUCAACUCCACCUUCAAGAGGAGUAAGUCCUUCACAGAUAAGACAAACAAGCACAAGUUCUGUUCUCAGCUUCAUCACAGAUGUUAAGAAAGGCAAGAAAGCUAGCUACAUAGAAGACGUGCAUCAGCUACGUCUUCUCCACAAUAGAUACUUACAGUGGCGGUUUGCAAUUGCGCAAGCUGAAGCUGUAAUGUACAUUCAAAGAUUAACAUCCGAGGAAACUUUAUUUAAUGUGUGGCAUGCAAUAUCAGAGCUACAUGAUGAUGUGACAAGCCAGAGGAUUAGUUUGCAACAGCUAAAGCUAGAGAUCAAACUCAACUCACUACUAAACGAACAAAUGGUGGGUCUUGAAGAAUGGGCCAGGCUUGAAAGAGACCAUGUUAGUUCUUUAGUUGGGGCUAUAGCAGAUUUGGAAGCUAAUACUCUUCGCCUUCCAGUGACUGGAGGAACAAAGGCGGAUGUUGAAUCUUUGAAAGCAGCUAUGUCUUCAGCUCUUGAUGUAAUGCAGGCUAUGGGAUCGUCUAUUUGGUCUUUACUCUCAAAGGUGGAGGAGAUGAAUAAAAUGGUGUCAGAACUGGCUGUUGUGGUUACAAAAGAGAGUUGUAUGCAAGGGAAAUGCGAAGAUCUUCUGGCUUCAACUGCGAUCAUGCAGAUAAAUGAGUGUAGUCUCAGGACUCAUUUGAUACAAAGUAGGAGAGAAGGAGAAGAAGAUGCAGAGGAAGAGGAGGAGACUCCUUCAUUGUUGCCACUAAGCAAGUUUCCAUGGCCAUAAAUAACACACUUACAACAGUUCCACACGCUCAACACUGAUGACUUGUCACCUGUAAAUUGCUCUUUGGUGUUCUCCUGUCUAGUUAGAAGUCGAUUUUAUUUUGGUAUGAAACAUUAGCAUAGGAACACAGGAAGUGAAAUAUCAAUAGUUCGAAAGUCUUAGGAAAGGGAAAAAGCAAUUUAGGUUGUUUUUAGGCGCUUUAUAAACAUAACUCAUACUGUAACAUGACAUCAUAAUUGAUAAUUCUUUAAGUC
This is a messenger RNA of Eruca vesicaria subsp. sativa (arugula), 1900 nucleotides long. Lineage: Eukaryota; Viridiplantae; Streptophyta; Magnoliopsida; Brassicales; Brassicaceae. The record is from the annotation of a GenBank genome assembly.